AAGACAUAAUAUAAAGAACUAAAAUACUUAGAAUAUACUGAAGUUUUAAAAAAUAUAUGUAUGUGCUGAAAUCAAUGAGUUAAUGAUACUUUUUAAAAAAUUAGUCACUAUUGGGAGAUGCUAAGGCAUCUGCUUUAUUAAGUGAAAAUGAAGGCAAAGGGUGCACCUGGCUGGCUCAGUCGGUACAGCAUGUGACUCUUGAUCUUGGGGUUGUGAGUUCAAGCCCCACACUGGGCCUAGAGCUUAUUUUAAAAAAUAGUAAUAAAAUAAAGGCAAAUAAUUAAGCAUUUCUCUCACUUAAACUACUAACAGUCAACUAGUAGCUAAGGGAAGUUUCUUUUUCUUUUAAAAAAAAUAAUUAUAAACUUAUAGGAAGUUGAAAAAAAAUGCAAAAAGGUCCUAUGUAUACUGCACCCAGUAGUAAAGUCUUGCACAAAUACACAACAGUAUCUCAACCAGAAAACUGACAUUGGUACAAGCCACAGACCUUGUUCAAACUGUAUCUGUUUUACAUGUACUGUGCAACAGGGUGUGUGUGUGUGUUUAGUUCUAUACAAUUUUAUCACAUGUGGAAGGUCAUACCACCACAAAGAAGUUUUUUUUAUAGAAGUAUUCUGGUCGCAAGGGAAUACUACAAUUGGAAUAUCUGCAUUUUGCAACUUCCAAUGAAAUGACCGAUCGAAGCCCCAAACAACAGUUCUAAUGGCUGUUAACUACCCCAAAGGCAGAGAAUGCAACGUCACGUGCCUCCUGACAAAGGAACUAAACAUCUAUGACUUACUCUCAUUCCCCAAAAAUCAAACCUAAGUCUGAGCAAGCCUCAAAAGGCAACUACCAUGUGAUGUACCACAGGGACAGAAUGAAGGACAAAAACCACAGGGUUUUUGCAGAAAAGAAAGUUUAACAAAAUUCAACACACUUUUAAAUUUUAAAAUUUUAUUUUAUUUUUUUUUUUGACAGAGAGAGAGAUCACAAGUAGGCAGAGAGGCAGGUGGGGGGUGGGGGAGCCGGCUCCCCGCUGAACCUAAUGUAGAGAGUAGAGAACCCGAUGUGGGACUCCAUCCCAGGACCCUGAGAUCAUGACCUGAACCGAAGGCAGAGGCUUAACCCACUGAGCCACCCAGGCGCCCCAGCACACUUUUAUGAUAAAGACACUCAACAUACUGGGCACAGAAAGAAAUUACCUCAACAUAAUAAAGGCCCAUAUGAAAAUAUAUGGGCUACAGCAAACAUCAUACUCACUGGUGAGAGACUGGAAGCUCCUCCUCCAGGAUCAGGAACAAAGCAAGGAUGCCCACUCUUGCUACUUGAAUUCAACACAGUAUUAGCAGUCUCAGCCAGAGCAAUUAGGCAAGAAAAGGAAACAAAAGGCAUCCAAACUGGAAAGAAAGAAGUAAAAUUGUAUCUGUUCUCAGAUAACAUGAUCUUAUAUGUAGAAAACUCUAAAGAUUUCACACACACACACACGCACAUGUACACGCACACGCACACACACACACACACACACAAAACUCUGUUAGAACUAAUAAAUGUGGGCGCCUGGGUGGCUCAGUGGGUUAAGCCUCUGCCUUCGGCUCGGAUCAUGAUCUCAAGGUCCUGGGAUCGAGUUCCGCCUAAGGCUCUCUGCUCAGUGGGGAGCUUGCUUCCUCCUCUCUCUCUGCCUGCCUCUCUGCCUACUUGUGAUCUCUGUCUGUCAAAUAAAUAAAUAAAAUCUUUAAAAACAAAGAACUAAUAAAUGAAUUCAAGUUGCAGGAUACAAAAUUAACACAUAAAAAAUCAGCUACCAUUUAUCCAUACACAAACAAUGAGCAAUUUGAAAAGGAAAUUGUGAAAACAAUUCCACUCACAAUAGCAUCAACAAGAAUAAAAUACUUGGAAAUAAACCAAGGAAGCAAAAGACUUGUACACUGAAAACAUUACUGGAAGAAAUUAAAGACACAAAUAAAGGCAAAGACAUCCUGUGUUCAUGGGUUGGAAGACUUAAUAUCGUAACAAUGUCCAUUCAACCCAUAGCAAUCUGCCGAUUCAAUGCAAUUCCUAUCAAAAUCUCAAUGGCAAUUUUAUAGAAAUAGAAAAAAAAAAGUCCUAACAUUUAUAUUGGAUCUCAAAGGCCCCUGAAUAGUUGAAACAAUCUUUAAAAAGACAAUGUUUGACUCCUCACACUUCCUGAUUUCAAAACAUGUUACACACAAAGCUACAAUCAUCAAAAUACUAUCGGACUGGCAUAAAGGUAGAUGUACAGACCAGUGGAACAGAAUAGAGUCAGACGUAAACCCUCACGUAUGCGGCCAAAUGGGCUUCAACAGAACACACAGUAGGGUUCAGACAGCCUCAACAGACAGUGGUGGGGAAACGGGAUAUCCGAACACAAGAAAGUGAAGUUAGACCCUUCCCUUAAGACGUAUAUAAAACUUAACUCACAAAUGGACUAAAGGCCUAAAUGUAAGACCUAAAACUAUAAAAGUCCUAGCAGAAAACAGGGGGAAAUGCCUGACAUAGGAUUUGGCAAAGAUUUAUUAGACAUGAUGCCCAAAGCACGGGAAACAAAAGCAAAAGCAGAGCAAACCAGCAGCACCUCAAAGCCCCCUAGGCCUCGAAGGUGGCCUCACCCACGCCUCCCAGCCCCCACCCCACUCGAGUCGCUUUCCCAUCCCUCCACCUGCCUCGGCCUCGGUAAGGGGUUCCCCAAGGCCCCCAAAGGUUGGCCCGAAGCCGAAGGCUGUCCAGCCACAGGGACUUCUCGGAAACAAGGUGUUCUCCUGUGAGUGAAUUUCAGUUUCUCUUUCCUUCUGGCCAGGUCCGGGGAAGGGACCUGCGGGCUCCCCUGUCUCUGCGCCUGGGUGGCCUCACCCAGACCCACGUGCUCACCUGGGAAAGGACUGGCCCCGCCCACGAGCGCCUUUCCCAUGCAAGUGGAGAUUCCAAUUUCCACUUGCCUUUUCCCUUUACCUACAUCAGCAGGGGCUGCCCAGGCAGCCUGGCUAAAAGCAGAGCCAUGCAGUGGGGAAAGCAGUGGGGAUCUGGCCAUGGCGACAGCGUGGGUCCUGGUGCUGGUGACCUUGCUGCUGGGCUUGACUGGAGCGGGCUCUGUCCCUACUUCCAAUCCCACCUCAACCAGGAGGGGCUGCCUCAUGAGCAGGUUCCAGUCUCUGUCACCGAGCGAGCUGAAAGCCAUCAGGAAGGCCAAGGAUGCCCUAGAAAAUGCGCUCUCGCUGAAGAACUGGAGCUGCGGCUCUUGCCUCUUCCCUCAGGACAGGGACCUGAGAGUGCUGCAGGCCUGGGAGCGCCCCGUGGCCUUGGAGGCUGAGCUAGCCUUGACGCUGAAGGUCCUGGGGGCCAUGGCUGACUCGUCCCUGGGGGUCGUCCUGGACCAGCCCCUCCGCCUGCUGCGCCACGUGCACUCGGAGCUCCAGGCUUGUGUCCCAGCUCUGCCCACAGCAGGACCCAGAGCCCGGGGCCUCCUCCACCACUGGCUGCACCGGCUCCAGAAGGCCCCAAAGGAGUCCCAGGGCUGCCUCGAGGCCUCCGUCACGUUCAACCUCCUCCGCCUCCUCACGUGGGACCUGAAGUGUGUUGCCAGCGGAGACAUGUGUGUCUAAGAACCCAGGGCCCCACGCUCAGCCCGCCUGGGACCCGGACCUUUCCUGGGCACAAAGCCUCACCCCUGCCUUAAGUUAUUUCCUCUCAACCCCUUAUUUAUGCAGCCCUGAUCCAUACUCAUGAGAUGUUUAUUUUUCUACUUUUGUACAACGUGCAGCAAAUAAACAGGAAUGGGGGGAAAAAAUAAAGCGCCACUACUCCGGAGACUGAGAAAACAGAGGAACGCGUCAAACAACAGCGCGGCUGCAAUCAGCAGAAUGCAGGCUCGGGCAAGCUCGGAAGGACUAGAAAUCCAGCUUAACAAAAACAUCUCAAGGAGAAAAAAAAUGAGGAAGAUGGUGUCCCUACACUCUACAAGGACAGCCUUCAGGGUAAACGUGAUUUAAAGAUCUAUCCACCAUUGCGAUGUGGAGACCUUAUUUGAGCCCUGAUAUGGUUUCUAAAACAUGGAUUUCUAGGACAACUGGAUUUCAGAACUCUGAUUGCAUACCGAUACGGUGCACUGAAAGUCCUUGUCUUGGGGAGUCAGGCUCAGUCAGAAGAGCAUGGUGAUUCUUGAUCGGGGUCGUGAGUUCAAGCCCUGCGUUGGAU
Messenger RNA from Mustela lutreola (European mink), 4191 nucleotides. Its product is annotated as interferon lambda-1-like. Gene Ontology annotation, molecular function: cytokine activity. Gene Ontology annotation, biological process: positive regulation of immune response; defense response to virus; innate immune response. The transcript has a single exon. Bases 2907 to 3599 code for a protein of 230 amino acids. The record is from RefSeq and is a predicted model, not a curated record. NCBI's taxonomy places the organism in Eukaryota, Metazoa, Chordata, Mammalia, Carnivora, Mustelidae.